AGCGCUUAUGUAUCUGUGGCGCUUACCAGUUAAAAUUGGACUUGUCCCAACUUCUUUGAUAUUGAAGCUUCAACCCAUUAGAGUUUAUGUACCAACUUAUAAAACUAAAGUUCAUACUCACUAUCUCAUAUCCCAAUUGUCAUACUAAAUUUUAUAGCACAGAUCAAUAUGGGUGCUGAAGAGUUUCAUGUAGUUCUAUUUCCAUUCAUGGCGCAUGGCCAUAUGAUUCCGAUCCUUGAUAUAGCGCGGCUCUUUGCAGCUCGCGAUAAUGUGAAGGCUACCAUUAUUACCACCCCACUCAACGUCACCAACUUCACCAAAGACAAUGAAAGCAACAUGGAAAGCAGUGCCCCAAUCGUUAAUAUUGAGGUGUUCAGGUUUCCUGCACAAGAAGUUGGCUUACCUGAAGGUUUUGAAAAUUUGGAGAAAGUAAUGAAACCUGAGUUACUCAACAAAUUCUUCAAAGCUGCAGGGAUGCUAAACGAGCAGCUCGAGCAAUACUUAGAGAAGAUACGACCUAACUGCCUUGUUGCUGAUAUGUUUUUCCCUUGGGCAACUGAGUCAGCAGCCAAGUUCAACAUCCCAAGGCUAGUCUUUCACGGUACUAGCAACUUUGCCCUUUGUGCUCAAGAGAUUGUUAGGCUAUAUAAGCCUUUUAAGAAUGUCACAUCUGACAAAGAGCCAUUUGUUCUUCCUUCACUCCCCCAUGAUAUACAGAUGAGAAGAUUGCAGAUCCCAGAAGAUUUGUGGAAAUAUGACGGAACAGAAUUCGAAAAGAGGAUGGAUAGUUUGAAGGACUCAGAGAUCAAAAGUUAUGGAGUGCUUGUUAACAGCUUUUAUGAGUUAGAGCCAGAUUAUGCAGAGUUCUUCAAAAAAGAAUUGGGAAGGAAGACUUGGAAUAUAGGCCCUGUUUCAUUAAGCAACAGAAGUGUAAAAGAAAAAUCUCAAAGAGAGAAAGAACCUUUGAUCGAUCAACAUGAGUGCUUGAAAUGGCUUAACUCAAAGAAACCUGAUUCGGUAGUUUACAUCUGUUUUGGAAGUACAGCAAGUUUCAUAGCUCCUCAACUGCAUGAGGUGGCACUGGCCCUAGAAGCGUCAGGGCAAGAAUUCAUCUGGAUCGUAAAGAACGAUGAGAAUGGAAGAAGUAAAGAGUGGCUGCCACCAGGAUUUGAACAACGGACGGAAGGGAAAGGAUUAGUUAUUAGGGGGUGGGUUCCGCAGGUGCUAAUCCUAGAGCAUGAAGCCAUAGGAGCUUUUGUGACUCACUGCGGGUGGAAUUCAACACUAGAAGGGAUCUCAGCUGGCGUGCCAAUGGUUACAUGGCCUAUUUUUGCCGAACAAUUCUACAACGAAAAGUUGGUAAACCAGAUUUUAAAUACUGGUGUCCCUGUCGGAGCGAAGAAGUGGAGUAGGACACCUUCUAUAGAGGAUAUCAUUAAGAUGGAAGCUAUACAGAAAGCAUUGACAGAUAUUAUGGUGGGAACAGAGGCAGAGGAGAGAAGAACAAGAGCAAAAAAGCUGAAAAUUUUGGCAUAUAAGGCUGUUGAAGAAGAUGGUUCAUCAUAUUCAGACUUAACUGCAUUGAUGAAUGAAUUAAGCGCCAAUCGCCUACAAGAGCAACAGUAGCAUAUAACAAUUUGUUGAAUAUAGCUCAACAGAUUCUUUUUCUACUGCUACUAACUUGCCAUCUCAGCAAAGUUAGUUAUAGAUUUCUAGCUUAUUUCUUCUUUGUUUAAUCCUUCUUGUUGUAAAGUAUAUAAAUAUCCAUAAGCUGUAAUUCCCUAGUUUCAAUUAAGUUAAUGCAAUAAAAACAUAUUCUAUUCUCUCUAAAA
Molecule: messenger RNA, 1832 nt
Organism: Beta vulgaris subsp. vulgaris (sugar beet)
Lineage: Eukaryota; Viridiplantae; Streptophyta; Magnoliopsida; Caryophyllales; Amaranthaceae
Product: scopoletin glucosyltransferase
Exons: 1
Coding region: 169-1626 (485 amino acids)
Molecular function (GO): UDP-glycosyltransferase activity
Source: RefSeq, a predicted model, not a curated record